This is a messenger RNA of Symbiodinium sp. CCMP2592, 7476 nucleotides long. Lineage: Eukaryota; Dinophyceae; Suessiales; Symbiodiniaceae. The record is from the annotation of a GenBank genome assembly.
AUGGCGGAAGCAAUGCCCAUCGACCUGGGAUCCCCCACGGAGAUUGCCGAGGGUACUGAUGAGGAGCUGGAACCCAAGCUCGAAAAGCGUAAACGGGAGGAUCGUGAUGCCAAGAAGGCUCGUGCUGAUGGUGCUGCCAAGUCGGUCCCCGAUGAUUCGGACGAGGAGUUCGAUAGUCCAUCGAAAAGGGCGUCGACGUCUGAUGACCGGCCCCUCACAGCUAGUCUUCUUCGGGAUCUUCUUUUGGAGCAUCGCAAGGACAUGCAGGACACGUGGCGUUCAUUCGAGCACCGCAUCGGCAAGGUCGAAACCCAACAAAAGAACCAGGUCGGAGAAAUCAGCUCUUUGUCGGGGCGUGUCAAAAUCAACGAGAAGGACGUCGCGGUCGUGAAGAAGAACCAGCAAACGAAUGACAAGAAAGUCGAGAAACUCGUCGAGGAUGUGGCGAACCUCAAAGUCCAGCUUGAGGGUGUUCAGCAGUCCGUCGGCGAAGUCAAGGGUGAUGCCAAGAUGGACGUGGGUGGUGGUGCUCUGGGGGGAGUUGAUCCGUGGGCUGAUUACCUGAGAACGAAGAGGCCUCCUUUCUCUGGUGGGCAUCCUGUACCAUCUGGCAAUCCAGCUGGGUCGAAUUUGGGGUCGGGACCUGGGGCGAGUUUGGAUCAUGCUGACGGCCUCAGUGAGGAAGAUCGCCGCACGUUGAUUAUUGGCGGGUGGAUGCAGGACACUCGCAGGGCGACCAUCGAGGAGGAGUCCCAGGCCUUGCUUCAGCACCCGGAAAUUCGUCCCCUCCUUGACAGUGAGAAGCUCGCCAUUUAUGGUCCCCGGAGAAGUGUGGGCAUGUUGCGGUUUUCCCUUCGUGAGGGAGAGAAAGGGCUCGAAGAGGUCAAAAGCCGUAUGUGGCAAGUGGUCAAAAAGACUGCCGCUCUCAAGUUGAAUCUUGCCAGUGCCAGGGACUUGGGUGAGGAUCGUACGAUGUGGGCGGCAUUCGUGAAGACUAAGACGGCCAGAGUUCGUUCAGCACAUAUCAGCCUUGUUCGGAGAGUCUGCAUCUCCCUUGCCUCUGAUUCCAAAAACGAUGCUGGGGCGGUCCUCAACCUUGAGCAUGCCCAAAUCGCCUCAUAUGAUAUGGAUUGGGGGGCGGGCACAAUAUGGUGCGGAAUCCACAAGCUCGCCUCUUCAACCCACAGAAGCCCGAAAGAUGCCGAGACCAUCCUCAUGACGGGGGGGUGGAUUAACCUUGACGCCAUUGGCUUGAUCGCAGGAGGGACGAAUUUGGAUCUUGGGGCGAACUUCACUCAGGAUUCAGUGCAUGAGCGUGACCAGUCUAAGACUCGUCGCCAGCGUGUUCCCGUCAAGUGUGAAAGACACAGAUGGGGACGUGUUGGUCAGUGGAAUCUAGCAGGACAGAAAAUUGACUUGCUGGAUGUUGCGGGAAGAGAUUUGGACAUGAUCUUCGUACAGGAGAUUGCUCGUGAUGAGAUGGGUUGGAAUGAAGAGAAUUCUGAGCACUUCCAUUGGGUGACUUUCCGUUCGGCUUCUCUCUAUCGUGGGGUGGGCAUUGGCAUUGCGAAUGACAAGCUCGACUGUAUCAUUCAGAAAACUUCUUCCUCGCGGGGUAUGUGGGUCUUGGCGAGAAUACGAGGCUUGGGGAGAGUUGCACUUGGGUCCAUGCAUUGUCAUACGGGGGCCACCAAUGCAAUUUUCCAAGCAGCAGUACAAAGCUUCGUCCAGACAUGUCCUAGAAAGUGGAGACAGUACCCUGCGAUCUGUGGCAUCGACGUCAACGAGGAGCUACACUGGGCUCAUGAAGACGACGACGUUGAUCAUAACAAGGGCGUCCUCACCUGUGGGGCGGCUAAUCUCAAUGAAUUGGUGCAUCAAAUGUUGCAGAUUGGCCUUUCAGCUGUUGCUCCCCGACAUGCCCAAUGGUUGACACCCUCGCACUUUCCGAGAGAUGAUACGAGAAGAGGAAGACAAAUUGAUGCAUUGUGGUGUCGGCAGAUUGGUGGAAGUGAUGUCUCAAUUGAUACAGAUCGCAGACAUGUCAUUGGCUCUGAUCAUGGACUCGUUCAUUUUGACGUUUUCACGACUACGAAAUCUGUGAACCGUUGGGGUAAUGAUUCUCGUCCUAGGUAUGUAUGUCGAGACCUCCCGGAUGCCACGAUCUGUGAUGCAGAUGAUCUCGCUGAGCUUGCUAAGACAUCGACGGCGCCUAGGUUCUCCACUUCGUACAAAGAUAGUGAUGAGAUUAAGAGCCUUUGCAGACAAGCUCGUGUGUCGAAUGACAAGAAGAUUUGGAAAAAGGUACACAAGCUUCGUCGGAGUGAUCGUCGUGAAUGGGAGAAACAACGUCUCGCCAAAAUUCUUCAUGGGGACUGGGAUCAAUAUCGGUGCUUGCAACGGGAAAAGAAGACGAGGAAGGGAUGGUGGGGGCGCAUGCUCGAAAAUCGCUCCUCGCUCGAGAACACGAACCUCGUCAAGCAACACCUUGAAUCCAAGCUUGUGAACGAGUAUGGGAAGGACUGGGACGAGCUCUUGCAGAUGCAGAUUGACUCCAUACCUGUCCGGGGCGAGUUUGUUGACUUCACUGCGAUCGAAGUGCGCACGGUCCUGCAGCAGAUGAAAGCCAAUAGUGCAGUCGGACCGGAUGGCAUCGGGGUCUCCUUCUUGCGAGCUGCUAUGAGUCAUGACAUCAUCAUGCCUCAGUUGCUUUCCCUCAUCAACCACAUUAUAAAGACCCUCGAGCUGCCCGCAAAAUGGGAGGAGAACUUCCUGGCGUUGCUAGCCAAAUGUGACAUCCCGGAAAAACCUGGAGACUUGAGGCCGAUCUGCGUCAGCUCGGUGUUCCACAAACUUGUGACGAAACUCGUCUGUGCUCGCUCCAUGCCCUCGCUGAGAAGUGGUUCGAGAUUGUCGGGAUGUGGAAAGGGCCGCCAGGCUGCUGACAUCAUUGGGACAGUUAGCCGUCUUCGGGAUGUUACACAUGAAUGGAAAUUACCCGUUCUUCUGUGCAAGCUUGACAUCUCUGGCGCCUUCGAUAAGCUGGACAGGCAACGUGUGGUCGAAUUCCUGAAGGGGCGACUUGCCGACAAGGACCUUGACCAUGAACUCAGAUAUCUGUUGAUGCAAUUGCAGACAUAUGCGUUGCGUGGCCGGGUCCCUGGCGGGCACGACAUUGAGGUGAGACCCAAUAUUGGCAUUAAACAGGGGGCGCCUGAGUCGGCCGAGGUUUUCGGGCUCGUCAUGGAUGCUCUGCUGAUGAAGCUGACCUCCCAUGCCAAGUGGAAAGAUUUUGGUCUUCCGCUUCCAGGGCUCGACAUCACACUGAUCUUCUAUCAGGAUGACAUCUUUGUCGUUGAGUCUGAAUUGGUCAGGCUGGGACGUCGUAUUAAAGUCCUGGAACGAACACUCGCUCAAUACGGCCUCAAACUUGCAGCAGAGAAGACCAAAAUCAUAGCCUCUUCUGCUUACCGCGGACCGAGAAAGAUCAAAAUCGGGGAGACGCUGCUCUCAAUUGCGCCAUCUGGAGAUUCAGUGAAAGUGCUUGGGAUCUCCUUCAACCUACAAGACUCCCCGUCUCAACAGGCUAAGGAGAUCCUACAACGCACUCGCACUGCCGCUGCAGUACAUGGGCCCCUCUUGCGUGGUCGUGCUAAUUGGCACAAGAAAGCAAGUAUGAUCACCACGCUAGUUGAGUCGCAAUUCGCUUGGAGCAUAUGGGGACACUAUGUGGUCUUCUUUGUCGACCUUCGGGACAACGUGUACAUCGAGCACCUCGUCGGGGAGUCUGCCUACCACUACCUGCAGCCAGCUGACCCUCGUCCUCGGUUCUGGAACAUCUUGCACAUCGGUGGCAUCAUGGGCGACCAUGUGUACGAGCUCUUCAACGACUUCUACGAGUUGGGCAUCUUCGACAGCGACAUCCUCUUCCUCAAGUUGCCCUGGGCCUGGGGCGACAUCCAGUGGGACACUGAGCCUUUCUCGGAGACGGCCUGGGACACAAACAUCAGUAUUGCAAUCCAGGCUGAUGAGUUCCAUGGUGAAGAUCUUCCUCAGACUGGGAUGAUGACGGGGAGUGGCCCGCCACCUGAGGAUCUCCCUGUUCCCUUUCUUGUGUCAGAGGAGGGGCGUCCUGCCUCGUCUUCGGAGGAAGGUCCGCGGUCGUCUACUUCCUCCUGGUGGGAGGCCGUGCGUGAUCGAAGGUCGUUGCGAGGAAGAGCACCUACAAACCCUGUACCAGCCGAAGCCCCGGCAGAACCUGAUGCGCCUACGGUGAACACCAUGGAUGAAGGCCCUGCCGUCACUCAACGUUUCGGGGUUGUGCGCGCGGGAACAGACCGCUGGCAUCACCCGAAUGGGGCAGUGAAGAAUCGCCGGCGUGAGCGGCUGGCAGCGGAAAGUGAUGAACUCAAUGGACAAGCUGCGGACUCGCACAACCAUUCCGGGACAGACACAAGUGCUGCAUCCACUUUGCCUGCAGAACCAUUCACACUUCAAGGAUGGGGCCAACACCCUGAGGGACCAGUGGUUGAUGCCGUCACUUUCUAUGGUGAAGGGUUUCAGGUAUGGGCAUCCGGCAACAUGAUUGCUGGCGAUGCCGAAGCAAAUGUCACCACCACAGCCGGAAAUGACAGCUCUAGUGGAGCGGCUUCUAUCGACAUGGAGUAUGGCACGAACGUGAACGUACUCCGGAAGAACAACGAGCGCAUGUCGGAGGAGGUGGACUACAACGCACACGAAAACGACAAGAGAGACUUGAUCAAUAUUUCCGUGGUCCAGGAAAACACAUGUGAACAUCCUGACGAUGAAGGAGAUGAUGGUGUUGCCCCCGAGCCGGACAAGCCCGUUGCAGAUGGUUUGGAGGAAAAUUGGAGUGCACAUCAAGGACCAAACGACCACACAAGCGAGAACUGGAACUGGGGGUGGACUCAAACCUGGGAUGAACAUGGGAAUUGGUGGGCCUCCUCGUCUUCUUCGUGGCAUGACACUGGAUAUGAUGCAUGGUCGUGGAGACGCUGGACUACAACCUCGACUACCUCCUCGGCGUAUAUGGAAGAGUCAUCCUGGACCUCACCAACCACGACUUCCUCAACUACGCAGUUCGAUGACUUGGACAUGGUCACGAAGUCGCUGAGCUUGAUAAGCCUUGCAGAUGGACCAGGUCGAAAGACAUCAAUGUGUGAGCAAGGGAAUUGGAGCCACCAUACAAAUGACACGACCUUGCUGGAAGACUUCUCGCCUUUUCCCGAUGCAUGGGGGGCGAAGUUUGAGAUCGCCAUCACCAGCACUACGUCGUCAAGCACCUUUGUGGUCCCAAAUCAUGGCCUCUUUCCCGAUGUACGGAGAGCGGGGUCACACGAGGCAUUGUUCGCAGAGUCUCUGAUCUGCUGGACACCCUGGACAACGAGCAAGUACGAGGAAGUGGGCCUGAAGCAAGAUGGUCAAUGGCGAGGCUCUUACAGCGAGUGGAAGAAGCAGAGAUUGCGAUGGAAGCCAUUCUUCGCGUCCUUCACCGUCGGCUUCGACCGCGAGGAGUAUUACCAGUUCAACGAGUACCUCGACAAGAAAGUGAACGAUGGCGAAGGAGAAAGUGAAGGCAUUGUUGGAGCGUCCCCAUCGAGUGAAGCUGGAAUGUCUGAAGAUAUGGGGAACGGUGACGGAGUGGAGCGCAGACCAACUUCCAGGAGCCGUUCGAGAAGCAGAUCCUCGGUCGCCUCUGUCUGGGAUAGUGAGUUCGCCUUCGGGUCUGAUGGGGAGUUGGUGCAAGUCCCUGUCGCCGACCCCGAUGCUCCUCUAAAUGGGCCACCACCACCUGCACCUGUGCAUCAGCCUCAGGAAACUGACGCGGCCUCUGCAUCCUCGAGCUCAGACACACCGCCUUGUACAGUGACAGGACUGGUUAGUUUGGAACCAGUGGGCAUCUGGGCCGAACCACCACUAGAAGAACCUCAUGAAGUAACGCCAUCCUCUUCAUCCACGACCACGACAACGUUGCAGUAUGACGUGCCCUACCUGGAGGAUGAGAUGAUGUUGGAUUGGACAACCUUGACACUCACCUCGACAGGGGCGACAUGCUGGAUGCUGACUGGAUUGGGGGGGACAUGCUCUUCCACGUCCACGACCUCGACUACCAGUACACUGGUGUGGCCUGCCGACCAUGUCAGAGAUGCGGUGAAUACUAACCUCAUCCACGGGGGCAUAGCGGACGUGGUGCAGUUCAUCCAGUUGCUGUUAGAACACCAACGUCGACUACGACACCAAGAUCGUCUUGUUUCAGAGGCAAUCACGGCGGUUUUGCAGGUCGUGGCACGUGAAACUGCUUUUGGAUCGGGUCCCUCUGCCCAUCCGGCGAACAACGUGGUCAAUGAGCCCUCCGUGGGUACAGGAGGAGAGCUUGGCGUACAGCGAUUGCCAGUCUUUUUCGUGACGUUGACCGAGAACCUCCGCGAGGAUCAUGGCCAUCGGAAGACGACGAUACACUUCAUAUCAUCCAGGUUGAUGAAGAUAGGCCCAUUCCCAACUGGCCUGAGUCGGUGGAUCGGCCACGUCACCCACUUCGCAGUGAAGAGGGUCUAUCUGGCCGACGUCGACAUCAUCGUCCUCGUCCUCGCCCGCGUCUUGGUCAACCUCAAGGAUGGCGCCCUGAUCGUGAUGACCCAGAAGUUCGUGCUGCUCGUCGACAUCGCCGACGAAGCCAUCGAGCAGGAGAGCGGCAUUGGCAAAGAGGAGCAGCAACUUCUCGCAGGUUGUGCUGAACUUCGCGAUGAUGCCUCGCUGGAGGACGCCUCGGAGGUGACGCUGCUGCGUCGCAGUCCCGAGAAGGUGGAUCUUCUGCGCAGCAUAGACACCUGCGAGGGGCAGAAGGUGCUCUUCCUCCUGCGCACUGCACCUAGCAUCCUCCGAUCGGAUCGCGAGGUCAUCUUCAGCGCAGUGCAGAAGAACGGCCUGGCGCUUCGUUUCGCUGCACCGAGCUUGAGAGCAGAGAAGGACGUUGUCAUGGCAGCCGUGUCUCAGUGCGGGCGGGCGCUCCAGCACGCUUCGGAGGAGCUGCAGACUGAUCGGGAACUGGCCAUCGCUGCGCUGCAGGCCAGCCCCGAUGAGGUGCCUGCGAUUCUGCCAGCCCAGCUUGCCGGUGACAAGGAGACGAUGUUGGCCCUGGUCCGCAUGUCUGGGGUGCACCUUUCCCUCGCCGAUGAGAGGUUGCGAGCCGACCCUGAAGUUGUGCUCGCAGCCCUGGGAAAAGACGUCAUCGCCCUGCAGAUGGCUGCCGACGAGUUGAAGAGCGAUGGCGAUUUCAUGCUGUCUGCCAUCUCUGAGAACCCGGCGGCAUUCCUCUUCUCGAAAGAAGAGCUGCAGCAGGAUGACGAGUUCGUGGCGCGUGCGAUGCAACAGCACGACGGAGUUGGUCGAUUCAUCCUCCAGCGUCAGGAUGAGCUCCGUCACGAGAUCAGUCUGCCAAGGACACUGGCAUCUUGA